Oryzias melastigma (Indian medaka) is the source of this 3725-nucleotide messenger RNA. It is a transcript of the gene lrfn5b, whose product is annotated as leucine rich repeat and fibronectin type III domain containing 5b. The transcript has 6 exons. Gene Ontology annotation, molecular function: protein binding. Bases 567 to 2954 code for a protein of 795 amino acids. The record is from RefSeq and is a predicted model, not a curated record. Lineage: Eukaryota; Metazoa; Chordata; Actinopteri; Beloniformes; Adrianichthyidae.
UAUGAAUUAAUGAUGAUGCCUGCCUGCCUGUGAGAGAGGCUGGGAGGAACUGCAUCUGCUCGCGCACACAAAUGGUCUCUGUGCAGCUCCGCGCGCGCCGAUUACCAUUCCGAACACAGCCCCUGUGGGUCAGCCAUGGAGCCGGGUCGGUGGUGGACGGCGGUCUGGGGGCAGCAGCGGGGGGACAUCGUCUGAGCCAGCCCGGAUUACGCCGCGCGGCGCCAAGCAGCAGUGAGCGCGAGCGCAACAUCUGCUCGGAUUCCGCGCAACAGCAGCAUCAGCAUCAGGCGCUCGCUGCGCGGCAAAGGCGUUCCUCGCGCCGUGGAUGCGCGCGGCGGAGAGGCGACCCCCGCACGCCCGCAGCCCCCCGGACUCUGCGGGAACCAGCCCGUGGGUUAUGGAUUUGUUGAAGGGCAUCGGCGGUUCCGCAGGCCGUGGCGCGCGCUGCCGUUAGGGGACACCUGGAUUCCAGCCCGCAAUGCUCUCAGCCCCCCAGGGAGGAAACCAGCUCACCGCCGCGGCUGGAGGCUUCAUCUGCACGGUCUAAUUUCCUGAUUCAAAGCCAAAUGGAGUUGUUCCUGGUGUUCCUGGUCAUGCUCGGCGUGACUGUGGAGGCUCACAAAGUUCAAAUCUGCCCCAAACGCUGCGUCUGCCAGGUCCUCAACCCCAACUUGGCGACACUGUGCGACAAAAAGGGUCUGCUGUUUGUGCCGCCGAACAUCGACAGGCACACGGUGGAGAUGCGACUCGGCGAUAACUUUGUCACCAGCAUCAAGCGCAAGGACUUUGCAAACAUGACCAAGCUGGUGGACCUGACCCUCUCCCGGAACACCAUAGGCUCCAUCGCGCCGUAUGCUUUCAAGGACCUGGAGAACCUUCGAGCCCUUCACCUGGACAGCAACCGGCUAACCCACAUCACCAACGACACUUUCAGCGGCAUGUCCAAGCUGCACCAUCUCAUCCUCAACAACAACCAGCUCACACACAUCCACAUCGGGGCCUUCAACGACCUCACGGCUCUGGAGGAGUUGGACUUGUCCUACAACAACUUGGAAAGCGCUCCAUGGGUCGCCAUCCAGAGGAUGUCCAGCCUCCAUACUCUUAACUUAGACCACAACAUGCUCAGCUACAUUCCCGAGGGGACUUUCUCCGGACUGCAGAAGCUCAAGCGGCUGGACGUGACCUCCAACAAGCUCCAAAAGCUACCUCCUGAUCCAGUUUUUCAACGAGCCGGGGUCCUGGCUACCUCUGGAAUAAUGGGGCCUUCGUCGUUCGCACUAAGCUUUGGAGGAAACCCCCUGAGGUGUAACUGUGAGCUCCUCUGGCUGCGGCGGUUGAGGCGGGAGGACGAUUUAGAGACCUGUGCCUCGCCGCAGCACCUCGCCGGACGGUACUUCUGGACGGUUGCAGAGGAGGAGUUUCUGUGUGAGCCUCCGCUUGUCACAAGGCACUCUCAGGAGCUGCGAGCUCUGGAGGGUCAGAGCGUGACCCUGCGCUGUAAGGCCAGGGGCGAUCCCGACCCCGUCAUCCACUGGAUCGCCCCGGAUGGUCGCCUCAUGUCCAACUCCUCAAGGACGGUGGUCCAUGCAGACGGAACGCUGGACAUCCUCAUCAGCACGGUCAAAGACUCAGGUUCCUUCACCUGCAUCGCCUCCAACCCAGCCGGAGAGGCCCAGCAGGCCGUGUACCUGGCCAUCGCUAAGCUCCCCCACAUUACCAACAACACGGUGGCCGAGCAGGAGCCCGACCCCGGGUCAUCGGAUAUCGCCACUGUGACAAAGACGGGCGCGGCAGAGCCAGGCGGCGUCCCCCUGGGGAACGCCAAGACGAGCCAGGAGAAGAAAGUGGUGAUCGCCGAGGCCACGUCCACGUCGGCGCUGGUCAGGUUCAACUUCCACAGGAGCAUUCCCGGAAUCCGCAUGUUCCAGAUCCAGUACAACGGGAGCUACGACGAUUCACUGGUGUACAGAAUGAUACCACCAACCAGUAAGGAGAUCCUGGUGAACAACCUCGCCGCUGGCACGCACUAUGACCUGUGUGUGCUGGCGAUCUACGACGACCAGGUGACGUCUCUGACCGCCACCAGGGUGAUAGGCUGCAUCCACUUCUCCACCGAGCCGCAGUACCUGAGAUGCCACUUCAUGCAGUCCCAGUUUCUGGGUGGAACCAUCGUUGUUAUCAUCGGCGGGAUCAUCGUAGCCUCAGUGCUUGCUUUUAUCAUCUUCCUCAUUGUUCGCUACCGGGUGUGUAACCAGGGAGAUGCAGAUAAGGCGCUGGAAAUGGGGGAUAUUCGAUCACUGAGCAGUGACGGACAGCUACAAGGCUGCGGGAUUCCCAAAUCCCUCUCCAAGCAGGUGCUGCGCCCAGAGAAGAACGACAAGGACUGCCUCAAGGUGGUCCUCCCGCCUCCAGAGCCUGCCAAGCAGCGACCGCCCACCACGGCGCCGAGCACAAAACCCUCCGUCCCCGACUGCACCGUGUCUACCUCUGCUGGGAGUCACAGUUGGCACCCGGCCUCCCCGGGAGCCCCGAGGCCCAAACGUUCCGGCGCCACCGCGAAGCCCUCAGAGGCUCGGAGAGCAGAAGCACAGGCAGACGUGGAGCUCAACAACAUGAACCGGAAUAACUCAUCGGAGGUCAAAAUGCCCGUCGCUCGCGCUGCACCCGCGCAGCCGGCCAAGUGGACUCCAGCUCCCAGGGGUCCUCGACCACACCAAACGUCUCGAUAUUACAUGACUGUGCCAGCAGAGGGUGUGAGGGUGAACCGCCGCCACUCUUUCAACGCGGACUCGUACAGGGAGCGGUGCUUCGUGGCGUACCCCAAACCCGGAGCCAGCCUGCGCUCCAAACGCAGCCUGUCCAUGAGCGGCGAGCUGCCGCAGAUCGAGGCGAACAUUCGGCGGGCCAGAGACAAACUCUCCCGCUCCGAGUGGCUUCUGGAGAGCACUUUAUGAUUCACGACGUCGGAUGGGUGUCCCACGCCGAGACUCUGGAGUUUUCUGCCUUGUUUGAGCGUUUGCGCUCUGCAGUGAGGGACCAGAGGGAAGCACACAAAGUUACGGGAAAACUGUUUUCUACCUUAUAACCUCUUGAGUCUCCUUUUUGAUCAAACUUUGACUAAAGGCACAACAAUGUAUAAAAGCAACGAAAUGUACAAAGAUGUUUAGCUGUGUGAGGUACUGUCAGUGCGGGCGGACACACCAACCUGUAUUAUACCGAAGGGAUUCACCGAACAGAGGAUUAUUAUUCUGCUGCCCGUUCCUUCAGGUGAUCUCUGAGGACUUCAAAGAUCUCCACAAACCGUUCUUAAUCCCUGCGUCUGCGAGGACGUUCACACGCCAGAGGCGCAGGAAAUGAAUGUAGACUCGACUUCAUCCCAACUCAGCACAAUGCAGCGUUUGUGUGGCACAAACUGACUCAGCCGAAAACUGCCCGCCGGUUUAUACCCGUUUUUAUUAACUCCGAUGCCGUUCCUGUCAUCGAUGCUUGGGGCCCAAAAUAAACCAACAGCACCGGCGCCGAAGGUCCAGCAGCUGACCCGGGUGGAUGAGCGUAUUUUUUUACUCGGAGAUAAUGUCACGCCGAUCGCUGAAAACCAACCUCUGGAUGUAAAAGAAACGAUCGCCACAAAGGACAGAAAGACGUUUGCUCUUGAUUUUGUUGUCGUUUCUGUUUGAUGUUUACCAGUAAUAAUAAACCAGUGGAAAAAAAGAGGCAUCCUCAAA